Aureobasidium subglaciale EXF-2481 is the source of this 1759-nucleotide messenger RNA. RefSeq lists its product as uncharacterized. The transcript has 3 exons. Gene Ontology annotation, molecular function: ubiquitin protein ligase activity; zinc ion binding. NCBI's taxonomy places the organism in Eukaryota, Fungi, Ascomycota, Dothideomycetes, Dothideales, Saccotheciaceae. The record is from RefSeq and is a predicted model, not a curated record. The coding region runs from base 341 to 1573 and encodes 410 amino acids.
CGGCGUACAUGCACGCCUAUAAAUAGCUAGUUAGAGAGGAACGCGUGAGAUGCAUACACCUCGGUCUAGAGCGAUGGAGAUGAGUAAAUGGUGGAGAACGAUGAAGUCAAGGCCAUCCGUACUUUCACCACUUGGACGAGCAGUAGUCAAGUACAUAGACACAUUAUGAUAUGCGCAGAAUACGGGGUGGUCGAGAGACAUGAUGAGAUGAGCACGGCAGAAGCUGCUUGUAUCGGCUAAAGUUACGCCUUUUGGAGCGGUGGUUGUAAUUGCCACCCUGGCCAGUCUUCUCAUCUUCUCAUCAGCACCCAACAACUGGUCUUUCUUCGAAUACAUCAACAUGGAUAGGUCAAUACCACGUAACUCUUCAGACGUAGUGGAUCCCAUUGGUGGUCACUCGAUUCCAGGACCGCGUCGCAGUGGACGCACAAGAAUGGCCAUGGGUACCUGCGACGCUGAUGCGCAAUCAUCGAAUCACGCCACCAAAACCAUGUCGAAGAGAAAACGACCAAGCGCCAACGACAUUGUCAUGGCUGAUCCAUCGCAAGAGACAUCAUAUGUGCAAGAAGUCGUCACAGCAAGCAGCUCCAAACCGACGCGUAAACGUGUGGCGAGCAAGCAACUCAGCAAGUCUGACGUCGCGGAUGCCGAGCCGAUCACUAAGUCGCGUCCUCGUGGUCCUUCCAAGGAUGCUGGAAACCUGAUCGAUCUGACUGGAGACGAAGAUGCCGCUCCAAAGUCCAAGAAGCCGAAAAACUCCAAGUCUGAGAAGGGCGAGGAGAAACGUCUGAGAAAUUACCGCACACAGGCACCUCAAAAGUAUGCCGCUGUUGUACUUCGGGCCACGACUCAGCGUAUGGUGGUUAUUGAUAGACGCCGCGCAAACAGCUAUGACUGUUCACACCACGCUUCUCGCUGCAUGUCUGAAGAGGUCGACCUCGCUGGCUCCACUGGCAAUGUCUAUACGGUCAAGAUCACUCAUGUGCCGGAGUGUACUUGCCCAGACUUCCGAAUCAAUCGAAAUCCACAGUGCAAACAUAUUCUCUAUGUGCUGCUUAAGAUUCUCAAAGUGCUGGAGCCGCUAAACUAUCAGGCAGCCUUCUUGACCUCGGAGCUCGAUGAGAUAUUUGACCAUGCAGGACCACUGCCCACCGAAACCAUCCAGACCGAGGACAAGGACGGCAAGCGUAAACCAGUCGAAGGAGACUGCCCAAUAUGUUGCGAGGAACUAUCACAAGAGACCGAGGCCAUUGUCUGGUGUCAGGCUGCGUGCGGUAACAAUCUUCACAAGACUUGCUUUGACCAGUGGGCUGCCACUAAAGGCCAUGGCCAAGUGACAUGUCCCUAUUGUCGAACACAGUGGCAGAGCACAGUCGAUGGUGGUACUCUUAAGGGGAUGGCGAAGACAGGCCAGAAGAACAGGGAUGGUUACGUCAAUGUGGCAGAUCAAGUUGGCAUGUCCACGAGAAGAGACUAUUCGACGUACCACGAUUACUGGGUUCGUGCACAGCUACGAGACGGGCUGCUCGAUGACGGCGGCUACGAUCUCGGUUACGAGGAUGAUGACUACUGAAGGCCAUUGGCGCUUACUGAUACUUGACGACACAUAACAACAGAGCCCUCGCUCACGGGCUGACAGCCUCUGGGAUGCUGUGAGACUUGCUCUAUAGCUAGGCAUGUAUUAAUGAUUUGACCCACCAGACUGAUUUGCUUGAGCUCGCUCAGCUGUAGGCCUUUGCUUCUGCUAUGCUUCGCAGUA